This is a messenger RNA of Austrofundulus limnaeus, 1052 nucleotides long. It is a transcript of the gene tmem255b, whose product is annotated as transmembrane protein 255B. The record is from RefSeq and is a predicted model, not a curated record. Lineage: Eukaryota; Metazoa; Chordata; Actinopteri; Cyprinodontiformes; Rivulidae.
CUCAGUUUUGGAGCUUUCCUGGGGAUCAUUGGCAUCCACCUGGUAGAGAACCGCAGACCCAUGCUGGUGGCGGCGAUAAUCGUCAUCAGUAUCGGAAUCAUCGCGUCGUUCGUCUGUGCCAUUGUUGACGGGAUCAUCGCCUCUGAGUUCAUAGACAUCAGGCCCGUGGAGGAGGACAUGUGUGACUUUUACAGGAGUGAAUCAGGAUACGUGUACGACAGCUACUACUCUGAGGUGACGUGCCGCUCCUUCAACAAAGCCUGCAAGCUGAAACUGAGGAGCAACACCUGCUACUGCUGCUACCUGUACAACUGUGACAGCUCAGACUACCACCCACACUACUACGAGUUCACCAGGGUCAACGGCUGCUCUGACGUGAUCCACCUGUACCGGCUGCUCUGGACCUCCGUGGUGCUGAACAUCGUCGGCCUGUUCCUGGGCAUCAUCGACGCCGCCAUCCUCGGAGCGUACAAGGACAUGCGGAAGCCCUCUCCGGUGGUUUCCAGUCCAGCACCUCAGCCCCACAUCCUGUACAACCCCACCCAGCACAUGAUCAGCUACUCCGGGUUCUGCCCUCCGGGUCCGGCUCUGCCCGCGUACCCAAACUACCCCGUACCUCUGCAGCAUACCAGCAGCUACCAGGCACCCGCAACUCCCCAGGUGAUCCCUGAAGGAGGCCCCUGCCCCUCUGAGGAGAACCAGAACCAGAACCUUCAGCCCACUCAGGUUCCCACCCAGCUUCAGCCUCACGGGACCACCCAGGACCCCGGAGGGUUCGCGUUGACCCCUAACGCUCCAGUCCUGUACGGAUCCUCGUUCGGCCCCUUUGAGAAACCUCCUCCGUACGCCUGCUGAGCAUGGAAACUCACACACAUGCACACACACACACACACACACUGAAGAACAUCUUCCUGCAGACUCACGCAGCACAAGACUUUUGUAGAGAAAAAACCGUGAGCUUCACUGCUAAGAUUAAUUUCUUGUCUCGUGGGUUUUUAUCUGGUCACAGGUUAGGAUUAUUUUAAUUUGAUUAAAUUAUUUAAACUUUCUCA